AUGUCUGAUCGUCAGUCUAAGAGGAAACAGUACCGCGAGGCCAAAGAGGAGUCGCGGCAGGUGUUGAAACACGCGCGGUUCGAAGAGAGCCAGGAGGUGAGUCUGCCGAAGAAGCGGUUCUACCGGCAGCGGGCGCACUCGAACCCGUUUUCGGACCAUAAGCUGGAGUAUCCACGAAAUCCAGAUGCCAUGGACUGGGGACGGUACUAUCCCGGGUACGUGGACCCGGAGACAGGCAAACUGGACCGCCGUGUCGAGAUCGCAGACAUCGGGUGCGGAUUUGGAGGGCUUUUGGUCGACCUGGCCCCACAAUUCCCUGAACAGUUGAUCUUGGGAAUGGAGAUCAGAGUGCAGGUCACAAAGUACGUGGAGGACCGUAUUUUGGCCCUCAGACAGCAGCACAAAGACACAAACGCGUACCAGAACAUCAGCGUGAUCCGCGGGAAUGCGAUGAAAUUCCUGCCCAACUUCUUCCACAAAGCGCAGCUGUCCAAGAUGUUCUUCUGUUUCCCGGACCCGCACUUCAAGCAGAGAAAGCACAAGGCGCGGAUCGUGACGGCCACGCUGCUGAGCGAGUACGCGUACGUCUUGCGCGAGGGCGGUGUCGUGUACACGAUCACCGACGUGGAGGACCUGCAUCAGUGGAUGGUAAGCCAUUUGGACGAGCACCCGUUAUUUGAGAGACUGUCCAAGGAGUGGGAGGACCAGGACGUGUGUGUGGCCACUAUGCGCGAGUCCACCGAGGAGGGCAAGAAGGUCGCGCGCAACAACGGAGACAAGUUCGUUGCGUGCUAUAGACGGAUAGCUGUGUAG
This is a messenger RNA of Ogataea philodendri, 813 nucleotides long. RefSeq lists its product as uncharacterized. Gene Ontology annotation, molecular function: tRNA (guanine(46)-N7)-methyltransferase activity. Gene Ontology annotation, cellular component: tRNA methyltransferase complex. NCBI's taxonomy places the organism in Eukaryota, Fungi, Ascomycota, Pichiomycetes, Pichiales, Pichiaceae. The transcript has a single exon. Gene Ontology annotation, biological process: RNA (guanine-N7)-methylation; tRNA methylation. Bases 1 to 813 code for a protein of 270 amino acids. The record is from RefSeq and is a predicted model, not a curated record.